AGGCGCGGCACCGAGGCAGGCGGGGCGCCGGGAGCAGCGGGCGCGCACCGGCCGUGAGUGUGCGCUUUUGAGCAGCGGCCCGGCAACAGCUCCCUUGGCCCGGCGGCGCCGCAACCCCGCCAUGAGCUACGACCGUGCCAUCACCGUCUUCUCGCCCGACGGCCACCUCUUCCAAGUGGAGUACGCGCAGGAGGCCGUCAAGAAAGGCUCGACCGCGGUUGGCGUUCGUGGAAGAGACAUCGUUGUUCUUGGUGUGGAGAAGAAGUCAGUGGCCAAACUGCAGGAUGAAAGAACAGUGCGGAAGAUCUGCGCUUUGGAUGACAAUGUCUGCAUGGCCUUUGCAGGACUCACUGCCGACGCAAGAAUAGUCAUCAACAGGGCCCGGGUUGAGUGCCAGAGCCACCGGCUGACCGUGGAGGACCCAGUCACUGUGGAGUAUAUCACCCGUUACAUCGCCAGUCUGAAGCAGCGUUACACGCAGAGCAAUGGGCGCAGGCCUUUUGGUAUCUCUGCCCUCAUUGUGGGUUUCGACUUUGAUGGCACCCCCAGACUCUAUCAGACUGACCCCUCGGGUACAUACCAUGCCUGGAAGGCUAACGCCAUAGGCCGGGGCGCCAAGUCUGUGCGUGAAUUCCUAGAGAAGAACUAUACUGACGAAGCCAUUGAAACGGAUGAUCUGACCAUUAAGCUGGUGAUCAAGGCACUCCUGGAAGUGGUUCAGUCAGGUGGCAAGAACAUUGAACUUGCUGUCAUGAGGCGAGAUCAACCCCUCAAGAUUUUAAAUCCUGAAGAAAUUGAGAAAUAUGUUGCUGAAAUUGAAAAAGAAAAAGAAGAAAAUGAAAAGAAGAAACAAAAGAAAGCAUCAUGAUAAAUAAAAUUUCCUUGCUUAUAACCAUUUUUAAAUUCAAAUCAUGAAUGAGUCUCAAAAUGAUGUAUAGGUAUUUCCAUUCCAUUCUGUCCUAUCUGAGUGCCCUACAUUAAACUUCCAUAUUUUUUAA
Molecule: messenger RNA, 998 nt
Organism: Cynocephalus volans (Philippine flying lemur)
Lineage: Eukaryota; Metazoa; Chordata; Mammalia; Dermoptera; Cynocephalidae
Gene: PSMA7
Product: proteasome 20S subunit alpha 7
Exons: 7
Coding region: 122-868 (248 amino acids)
Biological process (GO): proteasomal protein catabolic process; ubiquitin-dependent protein catabolic process
Cellular component (GO): proteasome core complex; nucleus; proteasome core complex, alpha-subunit complex
Source: RefSeq, a predicted model, not a curated record